This is a messenger RNA of Brassica oleracea var. oleracea, 659 nucleotides long. RefSeq names its product ethylene-responsive transcription factor LEP-like. Bases 21 to 659 code for a protein of 212 amino acids. The transcript has a single exon. Lineage: Eukaryota; Viridiplantae; Streptophyta; Magnoliopsida; Brassicales; Brassicaceae. Gene Ontology annotation, molecular function: DNA-binding transcription factor activity; DNA binding. The record is from RefSeq and is a predicted model, not a curated record. Gene Ontology annotation, biological process: regulation of DNA-templated transcription.
UAUAAACCGGAUACAGAACGAUGAACACAUCCAAGACCAAGAAGAAGCAAGAAGAGGUUGGUACAAGGUUUCUUGGGGUGAGAAGGAGGCCUUGGGGAAGAUACGCAGCUGAGAUAAGAGACCCAACUACAAAGGAACGUCACUGGCUUGGAACUUUUGAUACGGCCGAGGAAGCUGCCUUGGCUUACGACAGAGCUUCUCGGUCCAUGCGUGGUACUCGUGCCCGAACCAACUUUGUCUACUCAGACAUGCCUCAUUCCUCCUCCGUUACCUCCAUUGUUUCUCCUGACGAUCCUCCUCCUCCACCUCCUGCUGCUUCUCCUACUUGUCCAAAUGAUCCUGUCGAUUACAUGCUGAUGUUUAACCAAUAUUCAUCUACUGACUCGCCAAUGCUGCAGCCUCAGUCUGAUCAAGUGGACAGUAGUAGUUACAUGUUUGGUGGCUCCCCUUCUUGUUAUUCUAACAGCAGCUGCGAGCUGCCUCCUCUGCCGAGCGACUUGUCUAGUUCUUGUUACAGCCAACAACAAUGGAGCGUGGGAGAUUUCUCCUCCGCUAACUAUUUCGAGGGUGAGUACGUCCACAGCCCAAUGUUCAGUAGAAUGCCUUCGGUUUCUGACUCUUUGACUCAUGGUUUCAACCACUUUGGUUCAUAUAAUUAA